CUCAGUUACUUUUUGACGAUCUUUGUUGCGGACUCAAAUGGGUGGAGUCUAACGGAAGCAUAAUCAAGAUGGCCACCUUCGUUGAAAGGAUGGCGCCUGUCUUGGUGCUCUGGCUGGCUAUGUCCCUCAGCGGGACAUGGGCUGUGGACAAGGGCAACUUCAAGACCUGCGACCAGAGUGCCUUCUGCAAGCGUCAGCGAGCGUUGAAGCCUGGUGAGUCUCCCUAUCGAGCCCUGUUGGAGACCAUGGAGCUGACCAACACCAGGCUCACGCUGCAGCUCAUCAAUGACAACAACAAGGUGCAUCUGCUGCUUGAGCUUUACCGUCUCCAGGGAAACAUAACGAGGGUGAAGAUUAACGAGCUGAAGCCGCUGAGGCCUCGCUACGAGGUCCCAGACGUGCUCAUCAGGGAGCCGCUUACUGAGCCCCUGUCUCUCCUGUCUCAGGAUGAGAACGGAGUGGUGUUGUCUCUAGGUUCGGAGUCUCAGAGGGUCAUCGUCAGCGCCCGGCCCUUCCGCCUGGACAUCAUGGAGGGGCGAGAAGUGCUGAUGUCUCUGAACUCGCGCGGCCUGCUGGCCUUUGAGCACCUGAGGAUGCGCAAGGACACUUUCUCCUAUAAAGUAUCUAGCACAGUGGCUAGCGUGUGGGAUAAUAUCAAGAGGGUAUUCUCUAGUCAGGUGGACCCAGAGGAUGAGAAGAAAGAGGAGGCUGAUCCGGCAACCCAGGCAGAGAAAGCAAAAGAAGAGGAAGACAAAGUAGAAGACGGGAUGUGGGAGGAAACGUUUAAAUCUCACUCAGACGGCAAACCUAAUGGUCCAUCUGCUAUUAGUUUAGACUUUUCGUUGCCGGGUGUGGAGCACGUCUACGGCAUCCCAGAACACGCAGACACCCUCCGGCUCAAAACAACAGAGAAUGGGGAUCCAUAUCGGCUCUAUAACUUGGAUGUGUUCCAGUACGAGCUGUACAACCCUAUGGCUCUCUAUGGCGCUGUCCCAGUCAUGUUGGCCCACAACGCCCAGCGCACCACCGGCAUCUUCUGGUUCAAUGCUGCUGAGACCUGGGUGGAUAUCAGCUCCAACACAGCUGGAAAGACCGUGUUUGGAAAAAUGUUGGAUUACGUUCAAGGCUCUAGCGAGACUCCACAGACGGAUGUGCGUUGGAUCUCUGAAAGCGGCAUCAUUGAUGUCUUCAUCAUGCUUGGGCCGACACCCAAAGAUGUCUUCUCUCAGUAUGCCUCCCUCACAGGCACUCAGUCAUUCCCUCCCAAAGCUGCUGUGGGCUACCACCAGUGCCGCUGGAACUACAAUGACCAGGAGGACGUGGCUUCAGUGGACGCGGGCUUUGACGAGCACGACAUCCCCUAUGACUACAUCUGGCUCGACAUUGAGCACACGGAUGGCAAGCGCUACUUCACCUGGGAUCCACACAAGUUUGCAACGCCAAAGGAAAUGCUGCAGGGUCUCGUGGAGAAGAAACGCAAGAUGGUGGCCAUUGUGGACCCUCAUAUCAAGGUAGACAGCAACUACAAGAUCCAUAAUGAAAUCCAAAAUAAGGGUUUCUAUAUCAAGAACAAAGACGGUGGAGACUACGAGGGCUGGUGCUGGCCUGGUAGUGCCGGCUAUCCAGACUUCACUCGUGCAGACAUGAGGGACUGGUGGGCCAGCAUGUUCGCAUACGAUCAGUAUGAGGGUUCCAUGGAGAACCUGUACACAUGGAACGACAUGAAUGAGCCGUCGGUCUUUAACGGGCCGGAGGUGACCAUGCACAAGGACGCGGUGCACGGAGCCUGGGAGCACCGCGACGUGCACAACUUGUAUGGCUUCUAUGUGCAAAUGGCCACAGCGGAGGGUCUGAUCCAGAGGUCAGGGGGAGUUGAGCGUCCGUUUGUCCUGACCAGAGCCUUCUUUGCUGGGUCGCAGCGCUACGGAGCUGUGUGGACGGGAGAUAAUGCUGCUGAAUGGGACCAUCUGAAGAUCUCCAUCCCCAUGUGUCUGAGCCUCGGCCUGGUGGGAAUCUCCUUCUGCGGCGCUGACGUCGGUGGUUUCUUCAAGUCUCCGAGCACCGAGCUGCUGGUGCGCUGGUACCAGACGGGAGCCUACCAGCCGUUCUUCAGGGCCCACGCCCACCUGGACACCCCCCGCCGAGAGCCCUGGCUCUUUGGUCCGGACAACACGGCGCUGAUCCGCGAAGCGGUUCGUCAGCGCUACACCCUUCUGCCCUACUGGUACCAGCAGUUCUACCACGCUCACCGCACUGGAGAGCCCAUCAUGAGACCACUGUGGGUGGAGUAUCCUCAGGAUCCUGCUACGUUCGCUCUGGAUGACGAGUUCUUGAUCGGGAGAGACCUGUUGGUGCACCCGGUCACUGAGGAAGGGGCGAGGGGAAUCACCGCCUACCUACCUGGCAAAGACGAGGUUUGGUUUGACGUCCACACCUUCCAAAAGCACAACGGGGCCCAGAACCUUUACAUCCCGGUCACCAUGAGUUCUAUCCCCGUGUUCCAGCGUGGCGGCUCCAUUAUUCCCAGGAAGAUUCGAGUUCGCAGGUCCUCCUCCUGCAUGAUGCACGAUCCCUACACUUUAUAUGUGGCCCUUAACCCCCAGAGAACUGCAGAGGGUGAGCUCUACAUAGAUGAUGGCCACACCUUCAACUAUGAAAAGGAGGAGUUCAUCCACAGGAAGCUGUCCUUUGCCAAAAACAUGCUCUCUUCUGCGAACCUGGCUCCAGAUGCCCAGUUUUCCACCCGCUCCUGGAUUGAACGCAUUGUCAUACUGGGAGCCAGUAAACCCAGCAAGGUUACCCUCAAGACUGCUGAGGGUCAGGAGAGCCAGCUAGAGUUUGACUUUGACGCCUCCAUGUCGGUGUUAACGCUUCGUAAGCCCGGCGUGAACGCAGGGUUGGACUGGAACGUGACGCUUCAGUAAUCAUCAGGAGGCGCAAGAGGAGAAACUGACUGAAAUGGAACAGGAGCGACAGAGAAGAAACAAGGCGCUGAUGCACAAGACUAACCACAGCAAGACAACAGGAUAGCCAUCAUGGAAAAUAAAGGACAUUAACACACAACACAUUGAAUACACACACUUUUAAUCCCUGCACACACACGCACACAUCCAUGUAGACCUGUCAGUCGAACUGAGCCACGUGACGUCGCUGCCAUUUCCCUCUUGUGUUCAGUCACACUAUAAUACCUAACAACAGAAGAGGUUACUGUUAGAUAGUUAUGUUUGUCACAUUUAUAAAUAGAUAACAAUUGAGAAAUAUGUCAUUGUAAUGAAUUUUUGGGGUAAAGAAAGAAAACAUUCAGGCACACUUUUUUUUUUUUUUUUACUUUUUUUUUUUUAUUGUCCACUUUGUUGUCAUCCAGUCUGCCUCAGAGGAAAGAUCACUGUGACGGACUGUUUGCUAUUUAAAAUGAAGGUUCAGAUUCAAAGCACAUGCUCCACCUGCUGGUGAUUCCCUCUAUCUGCUUCUGACUGAAUCCUUAAACUCAUUCCAACCCUCUCUAUUAAGCCAAUCAGCUCAGAGCUCCACCGUCUGUACUCGUGCCACAUUACAUAUAUUUUGGAGAGGGCUUGCCAACAAUCAGCUGUGUGGCUCUACACUUAACUUUCAUCCUGCUGUACUUAAUAUUUCCACAAAAUGGGAAGAGAUAAUCAUCUUUCUCACCAAUUCUGAGCAGUAAAUUAUUGACACGUCUCUCCCUGAGCUCGUCAGUGAUUAAUCUGUGUGCAUGGAAAUGAUUAUCAUCCCUUCAACAUGGAAGUAACCGGGUUGUUAAACUGCUGCAGAGAGAGAUUUUCAGCUGUUGGGAAUCCCUUCAGGGGACUGAACCGCUGAUGUUUGCGGAUCAUCCUGUUGACGUGCUUUCUUUGUUUUAUUGAGUUCUUUCCCAGCUUUGUUUACUAAAUUCUUUUUAAUGCACUUGGGGAAGAGUGAGAACUUUAAAAGUUGUUUAGAUUUUCAUGUGUUGCUAGAUGUCGGGAUCAUCCAGGAUUUCCAGUGUGUCGUUUGGAUCUUAAUGAAUGGUUCAAAUCCGUGAAAGGUUUUUCACAAGCAAAUGUUCAUAUACAGCCUUUAUGAUUCUCACAACGAAUCAAUCCUAAAUGCACACAGAGCACUCAUUAAUAUUCAAAUGGUUCUCUGGAGACCCUGGAUUGUCGAAUCAUUGGACCUUUUAGGGGUUUUGUUAUGAAUUUGUCUCUUUGAUUGUUUUAUGAUCAUUAAUGUACAUGUUCCUGCAAUUUUGUUGGCGAUGGCUUGAAUUGGUGGAAAUUUAAGUGAACAGACUCAAAGUUGUCAGAUGUACUCUAAAAGAUAAGGCCAAGUAAAAAUAAAGUUGACCAAAUGUGAAA
Molecule: messenger RNA, 4352 nt
Organism: Anarrhichthys ocellatus (wolf-eel)
Lineage: Eukaryota; Metazoa; Chordata; Actinopteri; Perciformes; Anarhichadidae
Gene: ganabb
Product: glucosidase II alpha subunit b
Exons: 25
Coding region: 69-2924 (951 amino acids)
Biological process (GO): carbohydrate metabolic process; N-glycan processing
Cellular component (GO): glucosidase II complex
Molecular function (GO): carbohydrate binding; glucan 1,3-alpha-glucosidase activity
Source: RefSeq, a predicted model, not a curated record